Molecule: messenger RNA, 1031 nt
Organism: Aphis gossypii (cotton aphid)
Lineage: Eukaryota; Metazoa; Arthropoda; Insecta; Hemiptera; Aphididae
Product: inhibitor of growth protein 5-like
Exons: 5
Coding region: 87-707 (206 amino acids)
Biological process (GO): regulation of DNA-templated transcription
Cellular component (GO): nucleus
Source: RefSeq, a predicted model, not a curated record
UCUUAGUUCAUUGUUUCAAGGUUCUUCGACAUUCAACUAGAAUUUUCGGGAAAUCUUAAUUAACAGCAAUAGCGUCAGUAUCAGACAUGGACGAUUUCAUGAAAAGAUUGGAAAACCUUCCCGCCGAGUUACAGCAAAAUCUUACUCUGAUGCGAGAAAUCGAUUCGAGAGCUCAAAAAGUGAUUGGCGAUAUUGGCAAACAGACCGACAAAUAUUUUAAGUCAAAAGCAUACUUGACGGAUAAAAAUAAAAAAAAAAUGAACCGCAUACAAAGUAAAUUUGACGAGGCCAAAGCAUACAGCGACGACAAAGUUCAAUUGGCUGUACAAACGUAUGCAUUGGUGGACGAACAAAUAAAAAAACUAGAUGCGUAUUUAGCGCAGUCUAGAGAUAAAUUUGACGAUACAGCGAUCGACGCCACAAUACAUAUGCAGGGCGGUUCACAAAAUAAAAAACUCCAAACGGCCAAUAACAAAGGACAUUCGGACAAAACAUUUGACGUACCUGUUGAUCCAAAUGAACCGAAGUAUUGUUUAUGUCAGCAAGUUUCCUAUGGAGAUAUGAUAUGCUGUGAUAACCCAGAUUGUUCUAUUGAAUGGUUCCAUUUUGGAUGCGUCAAAUUACCUACCGAUUCUAAAAAAAAAUGGUUCUGUCCAACCUGCAAAAAGACAAACAAAAAAAAAUUGAAUAAUUUCAGAAGGAAAUAAGUUUUGCUUUAUAAUAAUAUACAUUUACUUAUAUUUAUACGUUUAGAUGUUAGUAUAUUAGAUAUUUAAAUAUUAUUGUUAUUAGGAUAAUAGAGAUUUAGAUUAAACUUAAAUAUUUUACUGUAUCUGCACUCUCAGUUUAUUUCUUUAUUGUUAAUUCAAAAUGUAAUAUACAACCCAUAUUCAAUAUUUAUAAAAUUAUUCAUUUUAACAUUGGCGUUCUUAUGUAGAAAAAAUGUAUGUAUGGGAGUAAAGAGAAGUUUCUCACCUUAUAGUUAGAUAGUAUAUCACAAUUAUUAUUCAUUAAUUGUAGAAAUGCAUAUU